Messenger RNA from Plodia interpunctella (Indianmeal moth), 1235 nucleotides. RefSeq lists its product as uncharacterized. The record is from RefSeq and is a predicted model, not a curated record. Bases 133 to 804 code for a protein of 223 amino acids. The transcript has 2 exons. Lineage: Eukaryota; Metazoa; Arthropoda; Insecta; Lepidoptera; Pyralidae.
GUACCUCGCUCGUCACACACGGAACAGCUCUGUGCAUUUUCUGUCGCUGAAGCGGCUGAAAGUUUACUGGAGGGUGCCCCUGCCUCGCCAGUCGCAUGGUCGCGCCCGCCGCCACGCGCCGCGCUCACCGACAUGGAUCUCAUUAUGUCCCUAGUACUGCUGCUGGUAUGCGCGCAGUCCCACUGCGAGCCAUUGAGAGAUGCGGUGCAGCGACGGAGCGAUGUGCUGGGAAUCUACGCCAGCGAGUUCGCCGGCGGAUACGAACCCAUGGCCUUCGCAGCCGUCCCACUACACGCCCCCCUGCCGAUCGUCCACAUCGUGUCCACAGCGCCGCUGCCAAUAACUCGCUACCCACCAACUCAACGCCAACGACCAACAUCAACCAGCCUCACUCCGGCUUACAGCCAUCAUGUCUCCUCAUAUGUACAAGCUCCAACUUCGCUCGCGACUUCUUACAGCCGGCAAACUCACUACCGCCCAACAUACCCUCAACAAUCAGGGACGUACAUCCAACACCCUGAACCCUACCAUCCGCAGUCGAUGACGAUAAUUCAGAAACAAGGGACAUUUGAUCAUCAACCGUUAUAUCGACUACCGAAUAUUUACGCCGCUUCUAUACCGCAUCCGAUGAACACUGAACCAACAGAAGCAGAAGACGAUGCCCCGACCAUAUUAUACGCAAGGCCUCAACCAGAAGGUGGUUACACGUACCAUCGAAAGCCCAGCAAGAGACGAGUGCCGCCGAAGAAAAGAGAACCAGUCAUCAUUAGGGUGCAUAAGUAUAGAGUUGUGAAGGGCAGAUAAAUACGACCGAUAAUAGCAUUGUUUUGUACCUUUAUGUGCUUCCAAUUUUGUACCUUCUUAGUCAAACUCAGUCAAUGGUAUUAUUUUGUAGAUAGAAUACUAGAUAUUGGAAUUAAUGUAACAUAGUUUGUAUUUAUUACGUAGGUACCUAGGUAUAAAAUUUGCUGUAAGCUUAAUAAUCGACCAAAUAAGUAGGUAGUUAUUUUACUUGUGUGCAUUUACUAAAUGCAUGUUUCAGUAGCCUAUUAUUUGAAGUGAUCCUUCAGUAAUGCUGUAUCUGCGCGAGACUCAUUAGGAGAGCGAAAAAAAGUAAUCCAGUAAUCUAAUUAGAAAAAAAUAAGCAUUAUGUAUCUAUUAUUUAUUACUUGCGACCAUGUAGAUGCUCCGGAGUACCUAAUCUUGCGACAUUGAAAUUUUAAAAUUAAAUUUUU